Molecule: messenger RNA, 2340 nt
Organism: Zerene cesonia (dogface butterfly)
Lineage: Eukaryota; Metazoa; Arthropoda; Insecta; Lepidoptera; Pieridae
Gene: nAChRa5
Product: neuronal acetylcholine receptor subunit alpha-10-like
Exons: 10
Coding region: 299-1738 (479 amino acids)
Biological process (GO): nervous system process; monoatomic ion transmembrane transport; chemical synaptic transmission
Cellular component (GO): neuron projection; synapse; postsynaptic membrane
Molecular function (GO): acetylcholine-gated monoatomic cation-selective channel activity; transmembrane signaling receptor activity
Source: RefSeq, a predicted model, not a curated record
GCAGAUAGCACGCGCGCCAUUCACGCAAACAUCAACUUUUAUCCGCUCCGUUAAUCACAUUUUACGAACGUCAUAAACAAUUUAUUACAUAAAUAUGUUUUAAGGCUAUACCGAAUUUAUUGCCUAUUCUAUAAUUACCAGUACAAAGGAAGUGUUGUUUUUAAAAUUUGUUAUAAGAAUUAACUUGUGCGUUUAUUGCGUAAAUUUUCUAUUGAGUGGUUAAAUUUAAUAUGUUUUUUAGGAUUUGUUUUACAUUUAUAUUUCGCAUAAUAAACCGUGUUUAUACAAGGCAGUUAUUAUGAAUAUGUGGCUAACAAUUUUAAAGUUUAUUUGGAUCCUUACACCUUUCAUUUUAAAAGGUGCAUUUUCUUGCGAUGAAGAGUACCAGCUGGUCCGGCAUCUAAUGGACAAAUAUGACCCUUCAGUGAGACCCGUAGAAAAUUCAUCGCACCCUUUAUUGGUGACUUUUGGAGUGUCCUUACACCACAUCAUUGAUGUUGAAGAAAAAGACCAACUUCUAACAACGAACUGCUGGAUAACACAAAUAUGGACUGACCACCACUUGAGAUGGAACACCAGCGAUUUUGACGGAAUCAGUGUUAUAAGAAUACCGUACGAAAGAGUUUGGAAACCAGAUAUAAUAUUAUAUAAUAACGCUGAUCCAAACUAUAGAUCGGCAGUGAUCAACACCAAUGUGAUUGUGAAAAACACGGGCGAAGUCACGUGGCUCAGCCAUGGCAUCUACGUCUCCGUUUGCGAUAUAAAUGUUGAACAGUUCCCCUUUGACGUUCAGCUGUGCACCAUGAAGUGGGCGUCGUGGACUUAUGAUGGAUUUCAGUUGGACAUUCAGAAACAAUUCGACGAAGGUGAUACAACAAACUACCAGACUAACGGCGAGUUCGACCUAGUGAGCUUCGAGGCUAUCAAACACAAUCAGUACUACUCGUGUUGCGUGGAGCCGUAUCCCGAUAUCACUUAUGCAAUAAAGCUUCGUAGACGGCCCAUGUUCUACGUAUUCAAUCUGAUUCUGCCAUGCCUUCUUAUUAACGGAAUAGCUCUAUUAGUCUUCUACGUGCCGUCGGAAUCUGGUGAGAAGGUAACCCUUGGUAUCAGUGCUCUGCUAUCAAUGACAGUAUUUCUUAUGACAAUCCGGGAUACUCUACCACCCACAGAAAAAACCCCUUUAAUCAGAGUGAGAGGGCAGCCAGUGCCGGCGCUGAUUCGCGAGCUGGUGCUGCAGAGGCUGGCUCGUAUGCUCUGCAUCAAUUUUGAUACUGACGCUACUAAGUCGGACAGUACCCUGGUGACGAGCGGUGGAGUCCAGGUCAAUCCGCGGACCGGUUCCCGGCUGAAAGCGGAGAUCAACUGCGAUGGUACAGCACCUCCUUCCUCGCCGCGAUUUUCACGCCACAAUCACAAUCACUUGAAUUGUGGAAACCCCAUCUCAGGGUCGGUCCCCAGCGGACCGGUUGAGGCUGUUGGGUGUGUUGGAGCUUGCCCCAGGUGUGUGUGCUGUGGGUGCACCCUGCGCGAAGCUGCCACGAGACAUGAACAGCGAGUAGCAGCUAGUGAGCGGUUGGAUCGAGCCAAUCUUGAGUGGAAGCAGGUGGCCGUAGUAGCCGACCGCGCUCUGCUUGCGGUAUUCGUUUUGGUCACUACUCUCGCUACCGGAGCCAUUCUUCUACCCCAACUCAAGAACCUACACGUUGGAAACACACCCUUAAAGCCACCAGCUUAAGGACCAUAAUUGUUUAUGUAUACACACAACAGAUGUUUCAGUUUUCCAUAUUAAACGUAAAUUAAAAUUUGUGCCAAGGAUGUGCCAACAGUUUACAGCUAUUUAAUUAGGUUAAAUGUGUAGAUAGAUCGUAGUUUUAAUGUAGUGUCUGAUAAGUAACGAGUCAAUUUGGAAGAUCUAUUUGUACAAAAUAUAAAAAUGUGUUUUUCUCUCAGCUUGUUUUUUGUAAUGAUUAUUUUAUAGUUAUAGUUUAAGGGCGUAUCUAUUAAUUUAGAACAAAAAUUAUUAUGUUUUCAUUACUUAUUUAAACAACAGGCAUACAAUACCUAAAUAAAAAUUCGAAAUGAUAUUUCAAUAGAUUGUAAUAAUUUAUAUUUUCAGAUAUCGAUUUAUUCCAUUACAUGUAGUUUUAAACUGUGAUUCUUUUUUACAUACAAAUGUUGACCAAAAAUUCUUUGUUUUUACUUAUACAGAUAAAAUGGCUAUAGAUAAAUUAAGAUUAAUAAAUAUAAACAUAGCGUAAUAAAUCGAAAAUUUCGUUAUAAAGCUCAAGCUAAAUAAUUUAGAUGUAAAUAUUGUUUGUUAUUACUUACGAGUAUUCA